AUGGCCAGCACUGAGAACGGCGCAUCUGCGCCAGCACCACAGGCCUCAACCACCCCCAGUCUAUCCAAUGGACCUACUGAGCAGCGACAGACCAAGAUCUGCGUCUACUGCGGUGCCUCGCCAGGUAACAAGCCUGAACACAUGGAGUCUGCUCGCCAAUUAGCAAGGGUCAUGGCGGCACAUAACAUCGGCUUAGUCUAUGGCGGUGGCACAGUCGGCCUCAUGGGCGAAAUAGCGCGAACCCUCGUUUCCUUGACCGGCCCGGAUUCCGUGCACGGUAUCAUUCCAGAGCCUCUCGUCAAGUUCGAGCGCGACCCGACAUACACCUCCUUCGCGACCAACGGCAGCAGCACGGGCGCGAAGCUCGCGAUCCCGGAGGAGACGGUGUUCGGCCGCACAACCAUAGUCCCGGACAUGCACACGCGCAAGCGCCUGAUGGCGCAGGAGGUGGCCGCCGGCGGUCCCGGGUCCGGAUUUAUCGCACUGCCGGGGGGUUAUGGCACAUUGGAGGAGCUAUUGGAAGCAGCGACCUGGAACCAGCUCGGUAUUCAGUCGCUUGGGAUCUGCCUCCUGAACGUCAAUGGCUUCUACGACGGGCUGCUCGGCUGGGUCGAGAAGAGCGUCGAGGAGGGCUUCAUCAGGCCCGGGAACGCUUCGAUCAUGGUCUCGGCGAACACGCCCGAGGAUGCCAUCCAGGCGUUGAGGGAGUACAAGGUUUCUGAGUCGCAGUUCAAGCUGCAAUGGGGCAACGAGUAG
Messenger RNA from Diaporthe amygdali, 756 nucleotides. RefSeq names its product lysine decarboxylase family protein. Gene Ontology annotation, molecular function: hydrolase activity, hydrolyzing N-glycosyl compounds. Lineage: Eukaryota; Fungi; Ascomycota; Sordariomycetes; Diaporthales; Diaporthaceae. The transcript has 2 exons. The record is from RefSeq and is a predicted model, not a curated record. Bases 1 to 756 code for a protein of 251 amino acids. Gene Ontology annotation, cellular component: cytosol. Gene Ontology annotation, biological process: cytokinin biosynthetic process.